AGUCACCUGCCCUACGCCUACCACCGCUUCAAGUUUCCUCUGUUCUCUCUCUUCUGCUGUUUCGUUUUACCACCAAAAAGUUUUUACUCAAAGGCUUCAAAAUCUCCAUCUUCCUCGAAGCUGAGCUGAACUCUAUCGAAAACGACGCCGUCUCUGGCCUCAGGUACCUCCUCUGCGAGUUCCAUUCACCGCCGUUCGCCUUCCUUCUUUGUUGCGCUUUCGAAUUAGGGUUUAUCCUGCCAAACCCUAGGCUUAAUCCUGUUUGCACGAUACUAAAGCAAAAAUUUGAUCGUCAAGUAUGGGGGAUAGUGAGACAGUUGUUGCUCAAACAUCUGCAGUGAUGGGAUAUACAUCAGCAGGAUAUACCACGACGGGCUACACUGAUGCCAACUCAAAUAUUGCUCCUGAUACUAGUGCCUUGCAUUCUAAGGAUACCACAGAGUUUUCUACUUCUGCUGCUCCUGCAGAUGCAUAUUCUGCGGAUCCCAAUUCUCACAUUCAACAAUCAGAUAGUUACACGACAUACGAGACUAAACCAUCUGUUGGAGUGACAGAUGCUAGUGGGAAUGUUGCUGGUAAUGAAAAUGAAGCCAUGGAGUCAUCUCAUGCUGCUAGUUAUGAUUCUUCUGUGAAUGGUGUUGCUGCUUCUGGAACAGGAACUGUUUCAUCUGUUGAUAAUGGAGAUGCUUCAGAUAAUGUGGCUGGAUCUGUUGAUGUACAACAAUUUGGAGAUGGUUCUGCUAUGUCUGCCGAAGAAGAUAGACUCUGGAACAUUGUGAGAGCUGAUUCCUUGGAUUUUAAUGCCUGGACUGCUUUAAUUGAAGAGACAGAGAAAGUUGCAGAGGAUAACAUACUGAAAAUUCAAAAAGUUUAUGAUGCGUUUUUAGCAGAGUUUCCUUUGUGUUAUGGUUAUUGGAAAAAGUAUGCGGAUCAUGAGGCACGUCUAGGUUCUAUGGAUAAAGUUGUGGAGGUUUUCGAACGAGCAGUUCAAGGUGUUACCUAUUCAGUUGACAUCUGGUUGCAUUACUGCAUAUUUGCCAUAAGCACAUAUGGAGAUCCAGACACUGUUAGAAGAUCUCGUCCAGUUAAUGGCUUAGAUGGCCUCUAUCACUGCUCCAUUUGACGGACAUAGUAUGGUUUAUUUCAGGAAGGCUUUUUGAGCGAGGAUUAGCUUAUGUUGGAACGGAUUACUUGUCUUUUCCUCUCUGGGAUAAGUACAUAGAAUAUGAGUACAUGCAGCAGGAGUGGGGCCGCCUUGCCAUGAUCUAUUCACGAAUAUUAGAGAAUCCAAAUCAACAACUGGAUCGGUAUUUCAACAGCUUUAAGGAGUUAGCGGGAAGUCGGCCACUCUCAGAAUUGAGGACUGCUGAAGAAGCUGCAGCUGCAGCAGGUGCACAUUCGGAGGGUGGUGACCAAGUAAAUGGUGAAGAGGUUGGAUCUGAUGUUGCAGAACAGUCUCCUAAACCUGUAAGUGCUGGCUUAACAGAGGCAGAGGAGUUGGAGAAGUAUAUCACCAUUAGAGAAGAGAUGUAUAAGAAAGCUAAAGAGUUCGAUUCUAAGAUCAUUAGUUUUGAAACAGCUAUUAGGAGGCCGUACUUUCAUGUGCGGCCCCUCAAUGUUGCAGAGCUUGAAAAUUGGAACAACUACCUAGACUUUAUAGAAAGGGAAGGCGACUUUAACAAGGUGGUCAAGUUAUAUGAAAGAUGCCUAAUUGCUUGCGCAAAUUAUCCUGAAUACUGGAUUCGAUAUGUUCUUUGUAUGGAAGCCGUUGGAAGUUUGGAUAUUGCCAAUAAUGCUCUUGCUCGUGCAACCCAGGUCUUUGUGAAGAGAAAACCAGAGAUUCACCUUUUUGCUGGUCGGUUCAAAGAGCAGAGUGGGGAUAUACCUGGUGCUCAGGCUGCCUAUCAACUUGUACAUUCUGAAAUUUCACCUGGGCUUCUUGAAGCAAUCGCAAAGCAUGCAAACAUGGAACACCGCUUGGGAAAUGUGGAGGCUGCCUACUCUUUAUAUGAACAGGCCAUUGCCAUUGAAAAAGGAAAAGAGCAUUCACAGACAUUACCCAUGUUGUUUGCUCAGUACUCUCGGUUCACAUACCUGGUAUCUUUGAAUGCUGAAAAAGCUAGAGAAAUUGUAGUUGAAGCGCUUGAGCAUGUACAGUUGUCAAAACCACUACUUGAGGCUCUGAUACAUUUUGAAUCAAUUCAGCCACUGCCAAAGAAAAUUGAUUACUUAGAUUCGUUGGUUGUGAAGUUCAUAGAGCCCAGCUCAGAAAACCCCAAUUUCGCGAGUGUUACCGACAGAGAAGAGCUAUCUAGUAUCUAUUUGGAGUUUAUUAAUCUCUUUGGAGAUGCGCAGUCUAUAAAGAAGGCCGAGGAUCGCCAUGCCAAGCUCUUCUUACCUCAUAGGAGCAGCAUGUCAGAGAAAAAACGUCAAGCUGAGGACUUUUUAUCUUCCGACAAAGUAAAGAUGGCAAAGUCUUACUCUGGCGUUCCUUCGCCUGCCCAGUCUAUCAUGGGAGCAUAUCCAAGUGCACAAAGCCAGUGGCCAGCUGGUUAUGGUGUACAGCCGCAAGCUUGGCCACCAGCUACGCAAGCUACACAGGGACAACAGUGGACCCCUGGUUAUACCCAACAGCCAUACAAUGCAUAUGGUGGUUAUGGAAGUGGCUAUGCCAAUCCACAAAUGCCUGCAACGACGCCACAGACUGCUGCUUAUGGUGCUUAUCCCUCUACAUAUCCUGCUCAGCAGGCCUUCCCUCCACAAAGUUACGCACAGCCAACCGUGGCAGCAGCAGCGGCAGCUACAGCACCGGCUCCGCAACCUGCUUCAGUGCCUCAGGCGUAUUAUGGGACUUACUACUGAGGUGGCAGGACUAGCCUGCGAUAUUUUGCCCAUGUAAUCUAAUUUUCUCCUUUUCUCACAGAACCCGAUUGAUACUUAAGGUUGUUUUGGGGAACAUUGGUUUGUAGCUAACAAAGAUUUUUGAAGAGACGGGAGUUAGUGAUCAGUUCUAGUCGUGUAUGGCAAAUGUAUUUUAGAUAAUUAUUUUCUAACAUUUUUUCGCGUAGAAA
Molecule: messenger RNA, 3071 nt
Organism: Prunus avium (sweet cherry)
Lineage: Eukaryota; Viridiplantae; Streptophyta; Magnoliopsida; Rosales; Rosaceae
Source: RefSeq, a predicted model, not a curated record